AUGAGCUUCAUUCAACAGCGAGUUAUGGAAGAACAUGCAAAAGCACUCAGACGAGCUGCAAUGUUCGGCGUCGGACUUUGUGCUUUUGCUGCAAUCUCAAGUGCCCUGGUCAUUCCAACGCUUUACAGCUAUUUGCAAUAUAUCCAUAGUCACGUCCAGGACGAGGCGGCCUACUGUAAACAACGAAUUGAUAGUCUUCAUGAAUUGUACGAGAUGCUCGAUAUACAUCCUCGGCAUAGUUUGAGAAGAAGGAGUAUCGCUGAAAAAUACUCUUCCCAUGUAUACUGCCCAUGUAAUAGUGGACGUGCAGGCCCACCUGGGCCACCAGGAGAACCUGGAAAAGACGGGAAAGAUGGCGAGCCAGGCCCACCAGGCAAGGAUGGUUUCGAUCCCCCUGAGGAUGGUCGUUUUGAUUACUGUAUGGAAUGUCCACCGGGACCUCGAGGACCACCAGGAGAUGUCGGCCCCAAGGGUCCACGAGGGCCUCCGGGUCCUGAUGGGAUGCCUGGAUUACAUGGACGUCCUGGACAACCAGGCAGUCCUGGACCACAGGGUAGACCAGGAAUGGAUGGAGAACCAGGAGCGCCUGGAGAACCUGGGAGACCUGGAGAGUAUUUGGAUGUUCAUGUACCUAUGGGCCUUGCUGGACCUCGUGGCGUACCGGGACCUGAUGGGCUUCCAGGUCCCCCUGGAAGACCAGGCCAACCUGGUCUUCCUGGUCCACCCGGUCCGCCAGGAGACAAAGGUCUCCACGGAUUGCCCGGAAAUGACGGCCAGCAGGGCUUGCCUGGCCCAAGAGGAGCACGGGGCCCUAAAGGCAGCUGUCAUCACUGUCAUAUCAUGAAAUCUCCGAUAGAUUUUGGAAGAAAUUAA
Haemonchus placei is the source of this 873-nucleotide messenger RNA. The record is from the annotation of a GenBank genome assembly. NCBI's taxonomy places the organism in Eukaryota, Metazoa, Nematoda, Chromadorea, Rhabditida, Trichostrongylidae.